Gracilinanus agilis (Agile Gracile Mouse Opossum) is the source of this 1196-nucleotide messenger RNA. It is a transcript of the gene NDUFV3, whose product is annotated as NADH:ubiquinone oxidoreductase subunit V3. The transcript is spliced from 2 exons. Gene Ontology annotation, cellular component: mitochondrion. Gene Ontology annotation, biological process: mitochondrial ATP synthesis coupled electron transport. The record is from RefSeq and is a predicted model, not a curated record. Lineage: Eukaryota; Metazoa; Chordata; Mammalia; Didelphimorphia; Didelphidae. Bases 80 to 1093 code for a protein of 337 amino acids.
GGCUCCAAAGGAAGGGGUCUCUGCCCCAAGAACUGAAUUUCCUAAAAAGUUGUCAUCACCUGAUUCUUAUCCAUCAGCUAUGAAUAAAGCCAACACCAUGGAUACUAUUAACUCUGAUGACAUCAAACAACAGACAGCUGAAGAAAUAAGGAAACUUUUGUCAAGAAAAACUGUAGUAGAGUUUCCUCAACGAGUUUCAAGUUCUUCACUCAAAGCAAAGGAUACUUAUUUAGGGACCAACCAACAGACCCAAAAAGCAGCUAAAGUUGGUUUAUCAUCUGACUCUGAUUCUGAUUCUGAUCUGGAAGAUAGUAUCUCAGAAAUUGUCUUGAAACCUCAGAUUGCUGUCCAAACGAAAGGAGAAUUUCCACAACAGAAAGCUUUUGAGACUAAGAUACAAAGACCUUUGAAAUUAAUUGAGAAGACCCAGUUCCAGAAGGCACACGAGGAUUCCACACAUGUGGAGAAACCUCAUCAGUCAGAGAUGAAAUUGACUGUUGAGCAAUCAGAAGCCUAUAAAGAAGCUAAAAUACCCAAAUCAGAAUCAAGAGACUCUUUUAGAGAGCAAAGUAUUAAAGAAGCACAUAUGCAGAAUUCUAUGUUUAAGUUGAACAAAAUGACCAAAGAAAACCAAAAGCCAGUUGAAAUUCAUAGGGAGGUAUCUGAGCAAAUGGAAGGAGGAUCAUCAGCCCAGUUAGAUGUAGAAACAAAAUUGUUGAUAGUGAAAGAAGAAAACAGAGAAGGGAAACCAAGAGCUGUUGAUUUUACAGCAGAUUAUUUUGAGAAUAAAGAUGUUUUGCAGGAACAGGUACCCAUUCUAAAUUUGGAAGCACCUCCUCCUCAGACCAAAGAAGAUAUUUUAGAGGAAAAUGUGCCAGCAAUAAACACAGCUGAAAAGGAAGAAGUAAUUCAAGAGCUGGAAAAUCAAGGCAUCAUACAGGGUAUUGAAAGUGCUGAGUCAUUUGGCAAUUCUACUUAUAAAAACCUCCAACAUCAUAACUACAAUACUUAUACCUUCUUAGAUUUUCACCUGGAUCUUUUGAAAUUUAGGUUGCCUCAGCCAUCCUCAGGACGAGAGUCACCUAGACACUGAGAGUGGAAAGUUAAAAGGAAAAUUUCAUGUUUAUCUGUGAUUCAACUUGUGAAUCAUUGUUGUUGCAUUUUCUCCCCCAUAAAUAAAGCCAAUUCAACAGUAA